AUGUCGAAGCGGCGCAGGUCCGACGACGAGGGCGGCCCAAGGUCCAGGCGGUCACACGGCCGGCGGCAUCAUCUGUACAUCGUGGUGGACGACUGGACCAAGGGCUACAGCAUAUACAAGGUGGACGUCGCCGACUUCGACGGCGAAUCUGGCACCGACUUGGACUCGCAGGCGAGCCGCCUCCCCGGACCGCCGGUCUUUCUCCUGGAGUUCCCCCACGACUGUUCCUCGCGCUUCGCCGCCAUCGGCGGCAGAAUCGUUGCCAUGCGCUACAACGACGGGGAGAACGCCGCCCCCGUCCUCCUGUACGACACGGCAACGGGAGGCCUCGCCCUUGGCCCGCGCACCCCCGUACAAGUACGGUACGUCUCCCAGCUCGUGCCCGCCGGCGGCAGGCUGUACGUCAUGGGCGCUAGCGGGCUGUACAAGGGCGAGGAUUACCUUGAGGUGCUCGCCGCCGACGAGAAAUGGGGCUGGGCCUGGAACGCCGUGCCCAUGCCGCCGUUCACCAUCAGCCAACUCACAUGCCACGCCGCGCACCCGGACGGCCGCACGGUAUUCUUCUCCGCCUCCCAUGACGGCACCUACUCGUUGGACACCGAGACUUCCGAGUGGAAGCGCCACGGCGACUGGAUGCUGCCUUUCCAAAGGCAGGCCUACUACGACGGCGAGGUGGAUGCAUGGGUGGGUCUCCACCGAGACUCCGCCGACCCAGGUGUCGUAUGCUCCUGUGACGUCGUGUCCGCCGGUGACGACGACGAAGGACUGCCGCCCCCGGCAUGGAAGCUCGCCAAGGAGAAGAUGGUGUGCGAGGACAUGGAGAGGACCAAGACCGCUCACGCGCAUGGGCCGCGGCAGGUUCUGCCUCGUCGAGCAUCGGUCGCGGAAAGGCGUGCCCUCGGACGUCCUUGA
Triticum turgidum subsp. durum (durum wheat) is the source of this 912-nucleotide messenger RNA. The record is from the annotation of a GenBank genome assembly. Lineage: Eukaryota; Viridiplantae; Streptophyta; Magnoliopsida; Poales; Poaceae.